GGUCGGCGCCGUUUGAACCAAUUUCAGGAGCAUAGACAAAAUUUCGAAGAAAGGGUGGCAAGCAAGAGAAACAAGCGAGCGAGUCCUCGAUUCCGAAGGCGAGAGGGUGGCGCGCCACCCGAGAAAUUCGCGGUAAAGGGAGGAGGGGCGAAGGCGACCCAACACCAUGGGGGUCGCCGACGAUUUCGCGCCGAGCUUCACCCAGAAGCCGCAACUCAGGCAAGAGGAUGACGGCAAUCGGCUGAUCUUCGAGUGUCAGUUGAUCAGCUCGCCUAAACCGGAGAUAUCAUGGUAUCGUGGCGAGACAGAGCUGAGCCCGGACGCCAGGACCAACUUCAGGAUGCAGAGCAUCGGGACGAACAAGUUCCUGGUGGUCCUGGAGCUCGACGACGUUAUCGAGACCGACGCUGGCCUGUACAAGGUCAAGGCGAGGAACAAAAUGGGCGAGGUCGCGGCUUCGAUUAACCUGAAUUUCAGCCACAAAUCGAUGGAAUCGCGCCAACUUUUGCGAAGAAGCCGGCUAUCAGGCAAGAAGACGACGGUAAACGAUUACUUUUCGAAUGUCGCAUCACGGCUGAUCCCACGCCAAAAGUAACAUGGUUUCACGAUGGAAGUUUGGUUAAAGAUUCACCGAGGCAUAAGCUAACCGUGGAUAAAGAUGGCCACUCGUACUUCGCGACUUUGGAAAUCAAAAAUGUGACCGUCGAGGAUGCUGGUAAAUAUAAGGUCACCGCGAAGAACGAGCUCGGCGAAUCCAACGCCACUAUUUCCUUAAACUUCGAUAAAGAAGGGCCUGGUUUCGCGCCGACGUUCGUCGAGAAACCGCGUAUCAUUCCGAACGAGACCGGCACCUUGAUCACGAUGAAAUGCAAGUGCAAGGCGAACCCGAAACCGGAAGUCACGUGGUUCCGCGGGACCAAUGUCGUCAAGGAAUCUUCCAAGAUUUCCAUCAAGACGACAACUGUGGAGGAGGACGUUUACGAGUUAAUUAUGGAGAUCAAGGAUCCUUCGGCACCGGACGGUGGCACGUAUAGGUGUCACGUGAAAAACGAAUACGGCGAAAGCAACGCCAAUUUGAACCUAAAUAUCGAGGCAGAGCCAGAACCGGAAGGCGAUGGUCCUACCUUCGUUGAGAAACCACGUAUUCAAUCUCAAAAUCAGGGGAAACUCGUAAUCAUGGAUUGUAAAGUGAAAGCAAAUCCGAAACCUGAAAUUGUAUGGACUCACGCCGGCAAGGUGGUGAAGGAGUCUUCCAAGAUCUCGAUUAGUAUCGUUAAAGAAAAGGAAGAUAUUUAUUACAUUAAACUGACUUUGAACGAUCCUGGCCCCGAAGACUCAGGCUUGUACAAAUGUAAUAUUAAAAACGACCUUGGUGAAUUGAAUGCCAAUUUGACGCUCAACGUUGAAAUUAUACCCGUGAUCAAGGAAAAACCGAAGGUCAUAAAGAUUGUGAAAAAGAAGACAGUUAUAGUAGAAUGCCACGUCCUUUCCAAGUUCACGCCAGAAUGUACUUGGUUCAAAGAAACGAAAGCCGUUAAAGAAGACAAUAGGCAUAAAGUCCACGUCGAGCAAGUGAAAGAUGGAGAAUUUACUGUCAAGUUAGAAAUCGAACAAGUAUCAUCUGUCGACAAGGGUGUGUAUAAAUUAGUGGCUCGUAACGAGAAGGGAGAGGCAACGUCUCAAGUUGUAGAAGUGACAGAGAUUAUGGAAGAAGGAGAGAAACCCAAGAUUCUAUCAGGCUUGAAAUCAGCGAGAUUCCACGGUUGUUAAAGCUUCCAAGGACAUCAUGAUAUCUUUCAAUGGUAUAGAUAUGAAACUAACAAUCACGUCUGCCUCCACUUCGUACUCGGGAACAUAUAAAGUAACUGUUAGUAACGAAUUCGGUCAAGACGAAUCAUCAGCGCGACUGGUCGUCGAGAAAAAAGAAGAGAAGAAAGAGGAGGAAGAAGAAAAGAAAAAGAAAAAAGUCGAAAAGAAAGAAGAAGAGAAGAAGGAGGAAAAGAAGGAAGAAAAAAAGGAGGAGAAGAAGGUAGAAAAGAAAGAAGAGAAAAAAGAAGAAAAGAAAGAAGAGAAGGUAAAAAGUUACGGCGAGAAAAAAAGAGUUCCCGAAGAGGAAGAAGAAGAAGAAGAAGAGGAGGAAGAAGAUGAAGAGGAGGAGGAAGAAGUGGUGAGUGUUAUCGAGUCCAGCAUUGCGGAGCCGAUUAUCGACGAACCAGAUUCAGAAAUUUCACAAGUAGAGGACACUUGGAAACCAAAUUUGAAUGAAACAAAUGACAAAACUCAUACAUUGAAACCCGAACAAAAAUCGGAAACGCCUUCGGUUGAUUCGAUUGACAAAGCAGAGCCAGCGGAACCGAAGGCGAACAUGGAGAAAUUUGGACUGCGUAAACCACCGAAAUACGAAAUUAAAGCCGAGAGCUUUCAGUCGGUCCGACUUAAACCGGUUUCGAAGGAGCCGAAAGCACCUGAAAAAGCUGAAAAUGGCAUUAUAAUUGACUUGAAGAAAACUGAGAAAGUGGAGAAGACUGAAGCUAAAAAGGCGAAAAUCACGAAAGCCAGCAAGGAGAAGAGUUACGAGCUUCCAGAGAUCCCAGAUUACGAGAGACCGGUGUUGGAGAAGCCACAAGAAUUCGAUUUCGGUGACCACGUGCCUCGUGAGAAAAGCAAGUUGGAUAGACCAGCCACACAAGUAAGAGAAUCGUUGCUCUCGUUCUUCGUUCCGCUCCAAUUUAUGCAAAACUUUAUCUCUAUAAUGGAUUUAAUACUGUUAUUAGUGUCAUUUAUUUGAGUUACUAAUGAUUCUUGUUUUCCACGCGGCGGGCAGAAGUUCGAUUCCAAGGUGAGUAAUGGCUCGUUAUUAAUACGAGAAUGAGAAAAUGAUUUUGCCAAGCUGCUUCGCUUUACGUCAGAAACAGUAAGAAUUUUGCAAUGUCUCGGGCUAAGUGUGGUCGACGGAGAUUCGUCAAAUUUCGUAAGCUCGAACGUGAUCAAAACGGGGAUACGGUCGUGCCGAUUACGCGAUAUUCACUCGUUUAUCCCAGAGUUGGGUGAUAUAUUACUUUAUUCAAAUAGUAAAUAGUUAAUUUUAUUUUUUUAUAUCAUACGAUUACUUAAGUAUUUUAUUGUAUCGAGGAAAGUUUUUAAAUUAAUAAUUUUAAGGUAGUUUAGUCUUACUAAAAUUAUUGAAAUCAAACGUGUUAUUAAAGAUAUUGUUUAAAUAUGCUUUAAAUUUUUUUUUUUAUUUGAAUUAUUAUAUAUUAUCAUUGGUUUAUUACCAUAACAGUUUCUAAAAAUCAAUUAAUUUUGGAAGUUUUAA
Molecule: messenger RNA, 3316 nt
Organism: Heterotrigona itama
Lineage: Eukaryota; Metazoa; Arthropoda; Insecta; Hymenoptera; Apidae
Source: the annotation of a GenBank genome assembly